This is a messenger RNA of Knipowitschia caucasica, 1767 nucleotides long. The record is from the annotation of a GenBank genome assembly. Lineage: Eukaryota; Metazoa; Chordata; Actinopteri; Gobiiformes; Gobiidae.
AUGCGAUAUUUCAUCUAUUUUAGUCACAGCCUGUGGAUGCUUCUAUUUGUUUUCAACACUGAAGCUACUCUGGAUUACAGGGGUUCAUCUAGAAGAGCCAGAGAUGCAAGCAUACCUGUGUCCGUCAACUGUAAGCUGGGCAGCUGGUCAUCUUGGAGUCCAUGCAACUCUUGUACAGACAAAAGUUUUCGCGCUCGGCGUUUGGAGAAGCCCUCACAGUUCGGAGGCGGUCGGUGCUUUGAGACGCUGUGGGAAAAACAAAGAUGCCCUGACGCAGACGCGCCAUGCAUGGUCACAGACUACUGCGGAGACACAUUUACAUGCAUCAGCUCAGGGCGGUGUCUUGACAACUCUCUUCGCUGUAAUGAUGCGAGAGAUUGUUAUGACGACUCUGAUGAAGAUAAUUGUGUAGAAACACAUCCAAGACAGGAUUAUUGUUCUACUCUGUUGUCUAUUCCUGGAGCAAGGGAUGGUAUUCAAGGAUACAACAGCUUGACAGGAGAAUUUGUAGACCCUGUACUUGACCCACACUAUUUUGGAGAAUCUUGUGAAUAUGUCUACAAUGGGGAAUGGAACAAAUUUACAUAUGAUGCUUUCUGUGAGAAACUGGGCUACAACACUGCAGAGAAAAACUUCAGGAAACCAUUCAACUAUCAUACUUACCAGUUUAUGGCGGAGGCCACUUCUGAUGGGACUUAUGAAUACUACAACGACUUGGCCAGUUUACUGAAUGCAAGGAAAACAUAUAACUCUGCUAACUUUGGUGUCUCUGUGGGCGUCAUGUACGUGGAAGUGGGAGUGAAGGCCAGUGUGGAGGCUGAGUUUCUAACCAACGUCACAAAGGAUAAAAGUCAGGAUCUUGGAUAUGUUCGUCUUUUUUCUAAAGUCCAAACCGCUCAUUUUAAGAUGAGGAGCAGAGACUUGAUGCUUCAGGAGGACAUGUUAUUGGCCUUGAUGGCUCUGCCUGAAGUGUACGAUUAUGGAAUGUACUCUCAGUUCAUUCAGACUUUCGGCACCCACUUUGUUACAGAAGGCGUGAUGGGAGGAACGCUGGAGAAUAUAGUGGUCAUCAACAAAGCCAAUACUGAAAAAUCAAUUUUAAACAGUCAUUUGAUUGGAGGUUGUAUAGGAGGUUCCAUUGGCAUAGCUGCUCCCAUCAAAGGAGCUGGAGAACUCGGCCUCACAUUAGACGGAAAAGAAUGUGCCAAAAAAGGAGGAGGGAGCAGAGACAGACGGGGCCAUAAAGUGGACAUUAAGGACAGCUUUUCUCUCGUAAAAGGUGGCAUUACGGUGUCUGCCGCUGGUGUUAUGGUCAUUAAGGAUCCAGAGACUUACAGAAAGUGGGGGGCAUCCCUCAGAUAUCAUCCAGAUCUUAUAGACUUUGAGGUCAUGCCCAUAUUUGAGCUUGUGCGGCGGAGUAGUUCAGUGGGACACGUGGGUCGGAGACUGGACCACCUGCAGACGGGAUUUGACGAAUACCUCCAGGAGUUUAACCCAUGUCGCUGUAAGCCCUGCCUCCACAGAGGGGUCCCCGUCCUGUCCGGGACGUCCUGCAGCUGCAUCUGUAAAGAGGGUUAUGAAGGAGAGGCCUGUGAAAAGACGUCCAGAGAGGACAGGAGAACGGAUGGGGUGUGGUCCUGCUGGGGCCCCUGGUCAGCCUGUGCGUCCAGCAGAAAAACACGGUCCCGAACGUGCACCAACCCUCCACCGACUCAAGGAGGACUCUCGUGCCUGGGAUCUUCCUCUCAGAGCAGAUUUUGUGAAUAA